This is a messenger RNA of Hibiscus syriacus, 396 nucleotides long. Its product is annotated as alpha-soluble NSF attachment protein-like. Gene Ontology annotation, cellular component: SNARE complex; vacuolar membrane. The record is from RefSeq and is a predicted model, not a curated record. NCBI's taxonomy places the organism in Eukaryota, Viridiplantae, Streptophyta, Magnoliopsida, Malvales, Malvaceae. The transcript has 4 exons. Gene Ontology annotation, molecular function: soluble NSF attachment protein activity; syntaxin binding. The coding region runs from base 1 to 396 and encodes 131 amino acids. Gene Ontology annotation, biological process: intracellular protein transport; SNARE complex disassembly.
AUGAAGCUGCUCAAGCAGGCUAUAUCGUGCUUGCAGCAGGCAGUGAACAUGUUUUGUGAUAUUGGAAGGCUCAAUAUGGCCGCAAGGUAUUAUAAGGAAAUUGCCGAAUUAUAUGAAUCUGAACAAAACAUUGAACAGGCCAUGGAUUAUUACGAAAAGGCUGCAGAUUUCUUCCAAAGUGAAGAAGUAUCUACUUCAGCCAAUCAGUGCACGCAGAAAGUUGCACAAUUUGCUGCUCAGAUAGAACAAUACCAGAAAGCCAUCGAGAUCUAUGAAGAGAUAGCACGGCAGUCAAUUACCAAUAACUUGCUGAAGAAUGGAGUUAAAGGGCAUCUUUUUAAUGCUGGCAUUUUUCAACUCUGCAAAGGCGAUGCCUUUGCAAUCACCAAUGUGUGA